This is a messenger RNA of Opisthorchis viverrini, 618 nucleotides long. RefSeq lists its product as hypothetical. The record is from RefSeq and is a predicted model, not a curated record. NCBI's taxonomy places the organism in Eukaryota, Metazoa, Platyhelminthes, Trematoda, Opisthorchiida, Opisthorchiidae. The transcript has 5 exons. The annotation marks the transcript as partial.
GUUAUCGACCUAAUUCCGUUGCUAGAAACAUUGGCACACAGUAUGGAUACGCAGAACAGCAAGUCAUAACUUCAGAUUUACCUCCGGAACUGCGUUACAUCGACGCUUUGGUUAAAACUCACAUUGAAAAUGAACUAAAAACGUUGAAAGGACAAUCUAAGGGCAAUGAACCUGACAAAGAACCAGAUAAAGCAAGCAUACUGGUCAAACGGGAACGACUUGUCAAACAAGCAGACGAACAAUUCCUAAUUCAUUUAAGGGAAUUUAUGGACAAAACACCCAUGGAGAACGAAGUGGAAGAAACUGAAGAUUCAUCUGCCCACAGAACAAGUAACCAAAGCAUCCAAGUAGCGCCGGAUCAAAGAAUUCAAGUAACUGAUAAUGAAAUCUGUCGGAUUCGUCGGGCUCUUGUUCGGCACAUCGAACUGAAGGGGACAGAAAAUAUCUUAUCAACAUUCGACCUAACAGAAUGGGAAAGCAACUGUCAGUGAUUUGACCUGGAUCACAGCAACACAAGUUCCGUCUCCGUCAUCUUCCACCGAGAUUCUUUUAUUAAGCUGCUUUAUUUUUUCACACUUUUAUUUCCUGAUUUGUAUCAGUUGUCAAUAUAUCGCCGAG